UGUGUAGUUUGUUGAAUAACACUUAAUCUCGAUGUGUAGGUGACCAAGUUUGAACUGUAAGAGUAAACAUGACCGCCACUGCCACCGCUUCUGCCUCAACUGUCUCUGCAGGUUUAGCAGAGGACGAAGACGAGUGUGGGCCUCAGCUUAUCACCAAAUUAGAGGGCAAUGGAAUUACAUCAGGUGACAUAAAGAAAUUGGAAGAAGCUGGCUACCAUACGGUAGAAUCAGUGGCAUAUGCUCCUAAAAAGUGGCUUAUUACUAUAAAAGGGAUAUCAGAAGCGAAAGCUGAUAAAAUACUAUUUGAAGCUUCCAAAUUAGUCCCUAUGGGCUUUACCACUGCUACAGAGUUUCAUCAGAAAAGAGCAGAAAUUAUUCAAUUAACAACAGGAUCAAAGGAGCUGGACAGAUUGUUAGGAGGAGGCAUUGAGACUGGAUCUAUCACAGAGAUUUUUGGGGAAUUCAGGACUGGAAAGACUCAAAUUUGUCACACUUUGGCUGUUACCUGCCAGCUACCAAUAGAACAAUCAGGUGGUGAAGGCAAAUGUAUGUACAUAGACACAGAAGGCACAUUCCGACCCGAGAGGUUGCUGGCGGUGGCGCAACGAUAUGGAAUGGAAGGCGCGGCUGUACUGGACAAUGUAGCAUAUGCUAGAGCUUAUAAUACUGACCAUCAAACGCAGCUGUUGGUGCAGGCUUGUGCUAUGAUGGCUGAAUCGAGAUAUUCCCUAAUAAUAGUGGACAGUGCAACAGCAUUGUAUAGGACUGACUACUCUGGUCGAGGAGAGCUCAACUCGCGACAAGUGCAUCUUGGACGCUUCAUGAGAAUGCUGCUCAGAUUAGCUGAUGAGUUCGGCGUAGCAGUAGUAAUAACAAACCAAGUGGUCGCCAACGUAGACAACGUGGGUGUAUUCAACGCCGACACUAAGAAACCAAUAGGCGGGCACAUCAUUGCGCACGCGUCUACGACGCGACUUUACUUGCGCAAGGGCAGAGGGGACAACCGCGUUUGUAAAAUUUAUGAUAGCCCGUGUUUGCCGGAGACCGAAGCCAUGUUCGCUAUUAGUGCGGAAGGUGUGACUGACGCUAAAGAAUAAUUUUGAGUUUAUUAUUAUAUAAGUAUCAUUAAUCUCCAUUUACAUUAUGCCACUCUCAGUGUCGUAUUCCAGAACUCUACUCAAUACUCAAGUCAGGACUUGAGUAUUGCAGUGAGCACUGAAAAUCAUACUCAAGGCCUUGCCAUUAGAGUCGUAUUUCCAGUGUUUGAAAUCAUACUCAAGUCUGCUCAAAUCCUGAGUUCAGCAUUGAGUAGCGUUCUGGAAUACGAGCAUAUGUGUACAAUGUCUAUUUUACUACAUACUUAAUCAUAGUGUGCUAACUGAUCAACUGUUAUUACUAUUAUAACUAAGUGUAGGUGGAAAACGGCGCAGGCGCAAGUGUAUAAUUCUGUCAUCGCACAAUAUUAUUUCAAUGACGCGCCUGAUGUUUCCUUAUCAUCCUACGCGAUUUAUUAUACUUUUUUGACGCUGAUAAAUUUUGUAUAGCUUUGGUAAGCGUGCACUAGUGUAAUUCAUAUUAUAAAAAAGUCGCAUUUAAUUGACGAAACCUGAUUUACAUAGUAAUGCUAUAUAAACGUGAAUAGUACAAAAAGUGCCUUUUGGAAGUUAGCACCUA
Molecule: messenger RNA, 1674 nt
Organism: Hyposmocoma kahamanoa
Lineage: Eukaryota; Metazoa; Arthropoda; Insecta; Lepidoptera; Cosmopterigidae
Gene: spn-A
Product: DNA repair protein RAD51 homolog A
Exons: 6
Coding region: 69-1097 (342 amino acids)
Biological process (GO): DNA strand invasion; reciprocal meiotic recombination; mitotic recombination-dependent replication fork processing
Cellular component (GO): condensed nuclear chromosome
Molecular function (GO): single-stranded DNA binding; double-stranded DNA binding; DNA strand exchange activity
Source: RefSeq, a predicted model, not a curated record